ACACUUUUAUGUAGCACGCAUUCUGAAGCAAAAAGCUGUAUUCUUGCUUCGCCCAAGGCAUCGCAAGAUUUUCGCCGAAGCAGGCGAUCGUUCCCUUUUUCCUUUCCGCUGCAUUCGCCUUUCUUUUUUUUUUGGCGAAUAUUCAACCGUCUUUCCUUUCUUCGUCUCUUGAAGACGGAAACCUUGCAGCAUUACUCCGCUUUCCAAACUGAGGUCUGGAGCAAUGCGACUCGCUUCAACUGGACUUCUUUCACAAGUUCGACCCUUCGCCGCGCUUUCAGCAAAUUGUCCCUCUUGGGUAAGAACGCCCUGGAUGACGAGAUUCUCGCCAAGUACCUUCGGCUAGAGGCGCUGCUCUCAGGCGUUCGUUCCAACGUCACCUUGUGCCAAUACAAAGGUGGCUGGAAAGAUGGCGAUGAAAGUUGUCAUCUCACCUUUUCAGCCUGUGCGCUCUCUUCAAGACUUGCAACGCAUCGUCAGCCUCUCGGAGAACAGCGCUGAGCUCCUGCAUUAUUUCAAGCAGCGGAUGAAGCAGGCAAGGCGUUUCGGAGACGCCUUUUCUGAGCUUCUGCGAAUUAUCGCCAUGGAAAGCGAGAUUAAUGGCUUUAGGAACGCAGCAGACUACGUCAUGAAUUCUUACGAAUGGCCGACGUUCAGGGAAGAUGCGGAAGCAUUCUGGAACAAACUGCUCCCGUUGUACCAGCGUAUGCAUCGCCUGGUGCGAGAGAGGCUGAUCAGAAAGUAUGGCUCUAAGAUCGUGUCUCCGACUGGUCCUAUAGACGUUCACCUACUGGGCGUGCAGGGUUACUUGACAAGCAAUGCGGCAGAUUUGACAGACCCUUUGAUGGCGUCGGCAUGGAAUGAUGAAAACUCUCCUGUGAAUUCGAAGUCCCAAAACUUUACUGCAUUCAAAGCGUUCAAAGAGGCGGAGUACUUCUACGUUUCUUUGGGGCUGCCGCAGCUGCCUAGGAGUGUUUGGAAGAAGUCUAUGAUUGCAACGUCAUCGUCGCGGGACGCCGAUUUCCCUUGCGAGGCGUCUGCUUGGGACUUUUGCGAUGGACAAGAUUACAGGGUUAAGAUGUGCACCGAAGCAACAGUCGGUGGCCUGAGAACAGCGUUCCACGAGAUGGGACACGUUUACUACUUCAUGCUGUACGCGGAGCUGCCGCAUGUCUUUCGAACAGGAGCAAACGCAGCAUUCCACGAAGCUGUUGCAGACGCGCUGUCAUGGUUGGCGAUUCAAUCUAGACGGCUUCGAGAACAUCUCGGAUUUGGAAUAACAGAUCCCGCAGCUGCGGAGACACAUCACCUACUGGCGCUCGCAUUCGACCACGUCGGACAACUGUUUCAUGGAAUCGCAACUAGCAAGUGGAUGUGGACAGUGCUGGACGAACCUGUAAGCCGCGAGCGUAUGGACUCACUAUACUGGGAUAUGAGACUAAAAUACGAAGGAAUACGUUCACCGUCGGAUACCCAGACGGGCAGUUUCCGCUCACCUGCGGAUUAUGAUUUUCGCGCGCACAUGAACCGAAUCAGGUCCAUGUGCAGCUUUGUCGUGCAGAUGCAGAUCGUCAAGUACCUGUGUGGAGGAGCGAAUCACACGGGUCCACUGCACGAAUGCGACGUUUUCGGCUCUGAAGAGGCAGGCAGACGUCUCGCGUCAAUUCUUAAGCUUGGAUCAUCAAAACCCCUGGCGGAUACUAUGGAAAUGAUCAGUGAAGGUCAACGAAAAACUAUGGAUGCGUCGGCUACUCUCGAAUACUUCCUGCCCGUAAUGGAGUGGCUGCAGGAUAAUUCUGAAAGCUACGUCGGAUGGGGUCAACACCGGUAGCUACAGGUCGCAAUGGCGCUUCUCUGCGUUUUAAUCCGCCCCUGCCCAUUAUACGUAAAAUGGAUCAAUGAUGUCAAUCGGUCGAGCGAUCUGAUAGCUUUCUACGAGACACCAUCGGAAACACCUGAAGCAUGGUGCUCCAUUAAGCUUUUUUUUUCUUUCAGAGUAUAUGUAUGCAGAGCAAUUUGUGUAGAAUUAAAACUCUUAAGAAAUAUGUAAAACAAACCUCAAGAAAUAAAAACACGACUACAAUAAAUGUAGACGCUUCUUCAAA
Messenger RNA from Dermacentor andersoni, 2105 nucleotides. The record is from RefSeq and is a predicted model, not a curated record. NCBI's taxonomy places the organism in Eukaryota, Metazoa, Arthropoda, Arachnida, Ixodida, Ixodidae.